CUCAUCACGUUCAAAGACAGCUAGGAAAGAGAGUAUGGUUAAUAUGUACGAAUGUCAGUAUCUAGUGCAGUGUGAGAAUAUACAUUAGUUAGCUUAAUACAUCACCAUAUGAGAGCCUAGAGGAAACAUGGAUAGGCUAAAUAAUACUAUCCAUUAUUUCCACAUUCUCUAAAGCAGACCAACCUCCUUAAAUUAAUUAGACAACGCGCCCUUCAAUAGGCUUUAAGAAACCUUUGGAAAAGGGCGUGUCAGUGUCCCCUUGGUUCACACAUCUGACGUGGGUCAUGGUAUCUGUCAAAUUAGUUUUAUUUUCGUCUCGAUAACCUGCGUACGGUUAUAUUCUAUCAACCAAUUUAACCGUAGGCUACUCACGCUACACAUCAAAGGAACUGUGUUGUAAAUGAAAAUCUCUGAAUAAAGAGAGCCCAGGGUUUAGCUGUCUUCCACAAGUGUUCAUCCGCAGAAUCUAGCACUGAGCGGAAUAGAAACGGUUCCUGGAAAUCGAUCGCAUGUGUGCGGGGUAGUUAAGGCAUUUGAACGACGGGUUGCUUGCUUGUUUAUGUGGUGUGAAAGACUGCAGAUAUUGAACAGCGACUAAAACGUUUUGGGAACUUUAAGCAACUGAUUGAAUUAUUCAGCGGAAAGUUAUUGACCUCCUGAAAGGUGAAUUUGGCUCCCAGUGUUGGAAAGCAGACUGCACCAGGUGUUCCUCUAGGAUUUUAUGUGACUUGGCGCCAAGAUGUCCAAUGAGCGUGAUGUGGGGGACCAUGGGCCAAUGAAACUGUUCACUACCAUGUUCUCGUCCCUCCAGGAGAAGUUCCACAGAGACCGGAGUGAUAGGGAUUCCACCCUGCCUCGGCCUACAGCCCCAGCCCUAGUGGUGACCUCAGCCCAGAACCAGAGUCACCUCUUCUUUGAGUACCUGGUGGUGGUCAGCCUACGGAAGAAGAGAGGAGAAGGAACGUACGAACCCCAGAUCACAUAUCAGUUCCCCAAGCUGGCUAACAUGAGGCGCUCUCAGAGAGAGGAAGAAGAGAAGUCCCUGAAAGCCAUCCUCCUUUUCUGUUUCCCAGAGGGGGUGAACUGGGCCCCCCUGACUGAAUACGCCAGUGAGACAUUCUCCUUCGUGUUGACAGAGGUCGAUGGCAGUAGGAGGAAUGGCUACUGCAGGAGGUUACUGCCCAGUGGCAAAGGGGCACGGCCUCCGGAGGCCUAUUGCAUCAUCAGCCAGGUGGCCUGCUUUGGACUCUUCUCCAAGAUCUUUGAUGAGGUGGAGAAGCGCAGGCAGAUCUCCAUGGCGAUGAUCUAUCCAUUCAUGCAGAGCCUGAGGGAGGCGCCGUUCCCUGCUCCUGGAAACACUGUCAAGAUCAAGAGCUUCAUACCAGAGUCUGGAACAGAGGUCAUCAGUUUGACAAGGCCGUUGGACUCGUGGUUGGAGCAUGUGGAUUUCCGGACACUGUUCCGCUGUCUCACAGACGAGGAGGUGCUGCGGGUGUUUGCCUCCACCGUUCUCGAACGACGAAUCAUCUUCAUGGCUGACGAACUCAGUACCCUGUCCCAGGUGUUGCAUGCGGUUGCGGCGCUGCUCUAUCCGUUCACAUGGCAACACACCUUCAUCUCCAUCGUUCCUUCAGUGCUGAUUGAUGUCGUCAUGGCACCCACUCCCUACCUGCUUGGUGUGCAAAAGAACAAACUGGAUGAUGUCAUUGACCAGAGCGACAUGCUCAUUGUAGAUCUGACAGAGGGAGCAGAGAACACCUUCAUCACUUGUAUAGGAGACGAGAGCACCAUCCUACCAGAGAAACUACAGGAGGAGCUUCUCCAGGCCUUGUGUUGCAGGAAAGACAACUCCACCUCGGAGGAGUUGAAUAAGGUGGUCUCGGAGGCCUUCCUCUCCUUCUUUGUGAAGACUGUGGGUCACUUCCCCUCCCAUGUUAAACGCAGAAGCGGCGGGCAGCCUGGAGUAUUCCAGAUCAACAGCUUCUGCAAGGCCUCCGAGCCGAAGGCCAGCCGCCAAUUUGUCAAACGCUUCAUCCAGACACAGAUGUUUGACCUCUUCAUCCAGGAAGUGGAGAGACAGCCCACACAGGAAGGAUUCUUCCACCAAAAAAUUGCAGAGUACCAACAAAGUAAGAAGAAAGAGAAGGCAAAGAGAGGCUGGGUGAGAGGACUUGUGGUGUAAAUGUAGGCGUCCUCAGACAAAUAGAUUCUGAUCAUGUGUACAUUUGUGAUGCUGGAUAAGGGUGACGCUACAGGACGUUGCUCCUGUCUGUGGAGCGAAGAUGGUGACAAUCUAAGUCUGCAGUAUUUUCUCUUGCCUGUAGAAAUUGUAGGCUACUCCCCUGUCAUGUUGAAUGAAUGUGUGCUAAAGAUGAAGAAACACAAACAUGUUUUUGUCAAUGUUUCUACGUUUAUUGAAGGAUGUGUUACUUCUGUUGUGAUGACUUGGCAAAAGGUUUAUUUAUUGUACUUUUGUGCUGCAAGAUGCUCUUACUUAUAUAUGCUCUUAUAACUAAACAUACCUAUGAGUAUUUCAUAGUAUUCUAAAUAUUUUGUGUUUAUGCCUACUGAGUGCCUUAUAAAUUGUUAUUUUGUUUAUUUAAGCUGUGGGUAUGAAUGUGGAAGUUAGGAUGUGAAUAAGCACUUUUUUAAAAAUGGUGAAUAAAAGUUGGACCAAUGAUG
Messenger RNA from Oncorhynchus mykiss (rainbow trout), 2682 nucleotides. Lineage: Eukaryota; Metazoa; Chordata; Actinopteri; Salmoniformes; Salmonidae. The record is from RefSeq and is a predicted model, not a curated record.